This is a messenger RNA of Fulvia fulva, 1659 nucleotides long. RefSeq lists its product as uncharacterized. NCBI's taxonomy places the organism in Eukaryota, Fungi, Ascomycota, Dothideomycetes, Mycosphaerellales, Mycosphaerellaceae. Gene Ontology annotation, cellular component: cytosol; ubiquitin ligase complex. Gene Ontology annotation, molecular function: ubiquitin protein ligase activity. Gene Ontology annotation, biological process: protein ubiquitination; ubiquitin-dependent protein catabolic process. The coding region runs from base 1 to 1659 and encodes 552 amino acids. The record is from RefSeq and is a predicted model, not a curated record. The transcript is spliced from 2 exons.
AUGUCGCUGCUCGACAAAGACGACUCCCUCGCGCAGCUGACGCCCAACGUGACUCGAGAACUCGAGGAUGACUGCGCGAUCUGCUACGAGCCACUUACUUCUGCCACCGAGACCGUCUGCAAACACAUCUUCUGCCUCGAGUGCUUGAAAGCGUGGCUGCAGUCUGCCGCUACUUGUCCUGGCUGUCGCCGCGAGCUGUAUCAACCCGAAGAAGAGGAGACAGAUCAAGAGUCGGAAGAUGAGUCGGAUAAUGAAUCCGAGGACGAGUCCGAGUAUGCUUCUGAUGAAGAGUCGGACGAUGCCCGCGCGGAGAGACUUGAGGCUGAACGACGUGAGCGCGACCGACUCUACGAGCCCCUUCCUUUCAUCCUCGGGUACGAGAACAUCGACUUUAGCAGUCAGUCCUCCGACUUCUGGGGUCUGAGGGGGUUUCACCAGGGACUCUUAAUCGAGGGGGUGCAAGACUGGCUGAACAUCGUCGAGCCCCAUGGCGAGUACAGGUUCCGGAACCAGCACAUCGGGGAGGUCUACGUCGACACUGAGGUGCUGAAUAUCCUGGUACACAUUAUCCUGUGGCUCAAAGAAGAUACGCAAGAUGGUCGCUUCACGCUCGAGGAGGUGUGUCGAGAAGACUGGGCCUUGGUGGGUGUCGCCGCUAAUGAUGCUAUAAUGCGCUGCAAGGGGUGGGUGUUGGAGGCGGAGGUGUUCAGAGCGCGCAUUGCCCUCGAGGUGGAGAAUCGACAACAUCAGGCCAAUCGCCCAUCGCCAAGAUACGCAGAGUGCGUCUUCCAAGACCAGGAGCCAGGCCCUCGCCAGAGUUUUGAAGAGCAGGUUGAUUAUCUCGUUGACAUCUUGGUGGACUAUUCUAAGGACGGCUACCGGCCAGGCGUGACUUGGCCAGAUAAUGCCGCGGCGCUUGAAGGCGUACGCAUCGACAUGUAUGAGCUCGUUGACGGCCUCAAAGCAUUCGAAGCCUAUGAGGAGGAAAAUAACUUCGUCCUCAGUGACAGCCUUCACCGCCAGAUCGCAUUACCAGACGACUCCGAAAGCUUCGAUUUCUGGCAGUGGAACGACGGAAGGUGUGCAGCCCUGUUGCGAAUCAAGCCAGACCCACCGUUGGACGCUACGGAUGAGGCCAUCGCACGCGAUGACUGGUGCGGAAGAGACUGGGCUAUAGUGGAGGAGAUUACCGAGACCCUCUGCUCCGGGCUCGAGAGCACUAUGCGCCUGAGCGGUAGAGAGAUGACAGUCUCUGGAUUUGUCGACACUCUCUGGGAGGCCAUGCGUCAGAACCAUGGCAAGCACUGGUACUGGUACAACGAAGAUCCUGGCGUCCAGCUGGAUCUCGGGUGGUCGACGAAUGGCAGAUUCCCAUCUUAUGGAGAGGCAUACGAGGGUACGUCGACUUUCGAGAAGGACAUGGAGCGUCUCUUCACAUACAUGGCCUACACCUUGAUGCGAGAGUACGAGAAGAAGCAAGCAGCGUUGCCCGAGACCAAUGAAGCCGUCGAGAAUGGCCCAGACGAGGAAGACGAAGCAGGAUCCACUGAUGGGGUACCAAGUGGGCAGCUCCGAUCUCUGAGUCUAAGCGAUGAAGACAUUGAAGAGGAUUGGGGCAUCGUCUUGGGGCCACGAGCGCGCUCAAAUGACCAGCAAUAG